UUAAUUAUGAAGAGGAAUCUAGAUCUAAACAGAUUCAGGUUUUGCAGCAUUGUUUGUGCUUAUCUGUCUGACAUGGACAAGAUAGCUCUCUUAAUCUGAGUCAUAUCCUCCUAUUCACUCACAGCUUCCGAGGUACCAGGGUGUCAAGCUCUGUCAGGUUCAUUGUUCACUGUCUGUGGCUACAGUUCAACAUGGCAUCACAAACUUUGACAGAGUGGAGCAACGGUCUCUGUGACUGCUUUGAGGAUGCGAGCACUUGUUGCUAUGGUUUCUGGUGCUGUCCUUGCCUUGCCUGCACGGUUUCAGGAAAAUUUGGAGAGAACCAAUGUCUGCCAUUAUGUGACAUAUGCAGCCCUGCAGUACUGACAGCCUGUGGGAUACCCCUGUUUGUUCCUCCAGCGGCCCUGUCUCUACGGGUUGCCAUGCGAAACAGAUACGGUAUCAAGGGUUCUAUCUGUAAGGACAUCGCUGCUUCCUGUUUCUGUGUGUGGUGCUCCUGGUGUCAGAUGCAUCGUGAGUUAAAACAUCGCAAUAAAAACCGCACUGUCGUUGUCAACGUGCAGCCUGCUCCAGUGGUGAUGGUUCAAAGAAACCCACCUCCUCCGGUUGUUGUUAUGAAUCAACCAGGGGUCAUCAUGACUUCAUACUGAGAUCUGUGGCUUCUCAUUGAACUGUUUUGUCCUGAGAAGGAAGGAUUCAGAUCAUGCUGCUGUUUAUUUUGUUACACCUUGUAUUUAGCAGUGAAAGAUGUAAUCAUUUUCAAUAGCUCCUUGUGGCAUCAUAAUAAGCUGAAUUCUCCUCUAAAAAUACUCACAAUCGACUAACUUGUAGUAAUUAUAAAUAUCAAGGGCUCUGUCUUCUUGCUAUAAAUCCUGAAAUUUGCCUUUCUGCCUUUGCACACAUGUAAUUUGUAUCCAUUACUUUUACUUAUCCUUAAAAAUUAGAGUAGACAUCAGUGAAAACCCUUAAUUAUUCUUUCAUUUCAUUAUUCACACAUUGGACAGGUCUAUUACAGAGCUGACACAUACAGACAGACAACCAUUCACACUCACAGUCACACAUGGAGAGGAGACUUUGUCCCUAGAUGUGUUGUACCUUCCUGAAGAAGCAUUGUCUGGUAGCAUGAGAGAGAACAUCAGCUUCUUUGCCACUGGUGGUCCUGACUCUGCAGGAGGUGCCCAGGUUGAAAUACCAGGUCUUCUGAGUGCAUACAGGAGAGAAAUAUUACUUUACAUCACUGGACAGUGUCACAGGUCAUCAUCUCUCCAAUAUUCUCUUCUUUGAUUUGUGCACAAAUAUGAUUAAAUUAACAUUUGUGUCUUAAUAUGGAGACAUACAGCAAUACAGGAAAUUAUCCUCUUUUUUUUUUUCAAAAAAGAAAAGCUGAUGUCAGUUUAAACAGUGAGACCAACUUGUAACACCUGACAAAGAAAUGCUGACACAAACACGCACUUUCUGCAAAACACUUGAAAACACUUGAAAAUUUCACAGAUGACACACCCAGGGAAAGACGUAAGACAUUUCAUAAAUUAAAAACGAUUAAAAAAAAAGAUAGACAGAUGCACGCACACGCACCAACACAUGCACACAAACCAGUAAAGUAGGAACUGUUACAUGAGUUUUACAUUGGACAUAAUUAUGUAAUAUUAUAAUUUGCACGUUUAUUUUAGCACUUUCAUUCUUUAUCACCUGUCAUACUUGAAAUUGUGGAAUAUUAAAGGAUGUAUUCACUGA
Lates calcarifer (barramundi perch) is the source of this 1734-nucleotide messenger RNA. RefSeq names its product cornifelin. Bases 192 to 650 code for a protein of 152 amino acids. The record is from RefSeq and is a predicted model, not a curated record. The transcript is spliced from 4 exons. NCBI's taxonomy places the organism in Eukaryota, Metazoa, Chordata, Actinopteri, Centropomidae.